Colletotrichum lupini is the source of this 3414-nucleotide messenger RNA. RefSeq lists its product as uncharacterized. The record is from RefSeq and is a predicted model, not a curated record. Lineage: Eukaryota; Fungi; Ascomycota; Sordariomycetes; Glomerellales; Glomerellaceae. The coding region runs from base 1 to 3414 and encodes 1137 amino acids. The transcript is spliced from 18 exons.
AUGUCACUAAGUACACCCAUCCGUGAGUCUCAAAGGCUGGAAAAGGGCACAAAGGGAACGUGCCGUGAGCCGCAAUGUAAUUGGCCGGCCCGCUUUCUUGACGGGAACUCGGGAGAGACGUAUCCUUUCGUAAGCUUCUCCCGCUCGAAGACUCUCGAGUUCUUGAUCUUGAGUGUCCGUACCAUCAGCAUAGUCAAACACUACAGUGGUGUUGAGACUCGAGAGUUGGUCACUGGUGGCGAUGUGGGGACAGCAGAAACCGGGCUGACUAGGAGGAAACUUGGAUGGUCCUUCCUGACAUUAUCCCCUGGCUUACUGGAGGCAAUGAGAGAUGUCGUCGAUUCAAGGGCAUUUCUUGGUCCGAUGGGAUGCUCCGCCAGCUCCCCUGCGUGGAAUCUAUUCUACUUCGUAGUAUGCCAGCAGGUUCUAGCUACUGCUCUCCGAUGCUUUGAGUACUUUUCAACGCUUGAGCAAUUGGCCAAAUUGCUACUCUACGGGUUGUCAAUGCCUCGGGCGUACGAGUCUUGGCCCCUGGCAAAGCCCUACCGACGGGUUAGACUAGCAGAGUCCAUCGGGGAGUUCAUAGCGGGAGAGACAAUCCGGGAUCUUCCCGCGACUCCGCCAAGGGGCGUUGAAACUAUCUUCUCUUUGGAUUCUGGCAGUUUGACGUGUGGUUUCUCAAGGCCUGUCAAGUUGAGUCUAGAAACUGGCUACCUAAACAUGGUUGUUGAUGUGAUGGAAUUCAAUGCCCAGAUAUUGCCCAUGCCCCCAUAUUCUGCUCAUCAAAUACAAAGUUCACGGGCAGCACCGUCAUCCAUGAGAAAGAAAAGAUUUCUACUGGAUGGACCUUACUCCAAGGACCUGCCCCGACCACGCCGUCGCAUGCAUAUUGGCCGGAACCCCCAUUUUGUCUUUUUUGCCCAUUCUCAUGCAGCGCCGCGCCGCAUAGCCCACCUGGCGGACAUUGACAUUGUAGAAACUGAGAUAUCUGAUGUCUGCAAAUCCCCAAAUCCCUCGGGCUUGCGUCUCUCCCACCCACCCAUUACGUUUGUCCAUCCUGGAUUGCGCCCACCCUUCCUUGCCUGGACAUGCUUGGCGCUGUUCCUUUUCGACUUUCCAUUCUGGAUUAAGGCCGGCGGGCAUCCUUUUGCCUCCCGUCCUCUCUACGUUUUCUUCAGUUCUAUUCCAGUCGUCAGCAAACCCCCGCAAGUCUCGUGUCCAGUCAGAGCUUGUGGUUGUUUCUUUCCUUCUUCCCUUCCCUUCCCUUCCCUUCCUCUUCUUCUCGACGUUGAGAUCCUGGGAUUUCUUCAUAGAGACGACCUGCUGGAUCGGUUACACCGCUUAUCCCGGCCGGAUACCUACGACCCUUACCUUAACUCUUCGAAACCGACCACCACCCACCCAUCCACUCACCCUCCAUUGUUCCCAUCAUCCUGCAGAGCUCUCAGAAAAAGGACGCGAUUUGCGCCCGCCCGCUUUCUUCGUGUUCCAUUUGCUCAAAUCUUCAAUCGCCAAGCAAACACCCCGCGGGCCACACCAGGGGAGCUUUCAUUCUGUCAAGUGCUUUCCCAACCUCCGCCCAACAUUGUCCAUUUUCUGGUUUCUUUCUUCUUUCUCUUCUUCUUCCCAACCCCCCGACCUUUGACUUCAAUUCUCUUCCUCUCCCGUCGAACGGGCCGUCGUCGCAGACGCCGCACCCGAAGGAAAUCCAAGCAUCCCGGGAAUCCAAUUCUCUGGCCGGCCCAUCCGUCGCUGCCACUCACCGAGGCCAUCGCCAUUGAGAUACCACCACCCUCGACAAACGACGACAACCCCGAUCCCGACCGACCGAACGAAGACCGGCUGUGCCACCGCACUCGAACCUCCAACUUAGAGGCCCCCCGCAACCUCAACCUCGCGAUCGAGGCGAAACCCCCUCGCCGCCGUCAACCCAGCAUGACGCGCCCGCGCAUCCCCGCCCUCUACGGCAUCCUCCAGUUCUGCCUCCGCCUGACCCUCGUCGUCUUUGAGGUGUGCGCCCUCGCCGCCCUCAUCACACUAUCGAGAUAUGGCUUCCACUUCCCGCUCGGAUACGUCACUUCCGUCUCAGGCAUAAUCUUCUCCAUGGCCGAAAUGGUCACCCUCGCAAACUCAACCCACCAGAUCCCCCGCAUGCGCACCGGCGCCAUCGUCGUCGGCGAUUUCGUCCUCUUCGUCCUCGGCCUCGUCGCCUUCUUCUACUUCAUCAUCCUCAACGGCUGGCGUACGGGGAGCCCGGACCGCGAGUACCGCGCCUGGCGCGAGGAUCCGCUGCGCGUCGAAAAGGAGACGUGGGCGCCGUGGUACAUGUGGCUGCAGCUCAUCGCCGCGGUGCUGCACUUCUUGUACAUGGCCAUGCACUGCGUCGACGCGUGCAAGGAGGGUGGGCCUGAGCAGCAGCGGCGGAGAAGGGCGAGGAGGCGGGCGAGGGAGGUGGAGAGGAGGGAGAGGAGGGCGGGUAUCGGGAGUAGUGAUCCUGAGACGGCGCAGGUGAUUCGGUGCGGCCUUGAGCAAGUGCUGGUCUUGGCCGGGGGAAGACGAAUAUCCACGCUCGCGGAGGAGACUACUGAGGGAAGAAACCGACAUGUCUCCUUCUUCGCCUGGAGAAUGACACUAUUCGGACAUCAUGGCGCAGACACAGAGAGAUAUUGGAUAUCCGACAGCCAUGUCGUAAUUCUAGGCACGAAAACAGACAGAUACCCAGAAUUGUCAAUAUCAAAACCAGCACAGUUCAUUAUACAACCUCACUUUCUCUCACUUUGCUCCUCAUCAUGCAACCGAGUUUACACCACUGUCACCAGCGUCGUACGUCACUUCCGUCGGAUCCGGGCUCUCAGCUGUGUACGCCCCUCAAAUGACGGCCACAUUAGCGGCGACUUUUUACGAGAGUUUAGGGCUGCUGCGAGAGGCUUCGGACCGUUUGAAACGUUGGCCACCUUCUGCCCAGUGGUGGCGGCUCUGCGGCGCAUGUCUAAGAAAGUCAAUCCACAGGUCGUCGUCUGGUCUUUUGGAAUAGAGGUCUCGCAGCUUCAUGUUUACUUAUCAGGGGCUCGACAUUUCUCCCCGCUUCCCGAGUUGAGAAAACGAGAAAACGGAAUCGAAACAAACGGCAAUCUCUUCAUGGUCCUUUUGACUCGCCAAAACUUUCAUUACAGGUACAACCGACAGCUUGCUUGGGCAUUCCGGCAACCUUACGAGCGCUAUCAUUUUUUUCUUGAGGAAACCCCGGCCAUGGUAUCACCGCCGGGUAUCCGGUGGGAAGAGAUCAUCAAGGCCACGGGGGAGCCAAAGAGGCCAUCUCUUUCUUCCAGUCUAAGGGACCAAGGAAAGCCGUUUAAGGGUCAAAAAUCUUCUACAUAUCACAGCCAAAGAAUGCCUAUCUACUGCAUUACUUAG